Messenger RNA from Myxocyprinus asiaticus (Chinese sucker), 6954 nucleotides. RefSeq names its product ATP-binding cassette sub-family G member 1-like. The record is from RefSeq and is a predicted model, not a curated record. Gene Ontology annotation, biological process: cholesterol homeostasis. Lineage: Eukaryota; Metazoa; Chordata; Actinopteri; Cypriniformes; Catostomidae. The transcript is spliced from 15 exons. Gene Ontology annotation, cellular component: plasma membrane. Bases 138 to 2219 code for a protein of 693 amino acids. Gene Ontology annotation, molecular function: ATP binding; ATP hydrolysis activity; ABC-type sterol transporter activity.
CCAAUGUUCAUCAGUGCUCCGGUACAGCGGAUAGUGACGUCACCUUCUAAACAACAAGCGCAGGUAGCUUGCUUGUAAACAAUAAUACAGCCGUGGAGAGAGUGGACGAUUCGGAGGGGAGCUCAGGACCAAAACAAAUGCACAAGAUUGCAUUGCACUGGCCAAAAUCGGAUUUAGUCGCAGAACAUUUGAAAGGAAUGGCAUGUCUGAUGGCAGCCUUUUCAGUCAACAAUACUACAGUGACCAACUCUUUCAUAAUGAAUACAAAUGGACCUCCCGAUCUUAUGCUGGACCCAAGAAGUGUGUGUGUGUCCAUCGACGAGGUGAUGUCCAAUCACGUCGGUAGUCAACAGAUGCCAUUGUUACACGCACACCUAAAAAAAGUAGAGAACAAUCUGACUGAAGCCCAGCGAUUCUCGUACCUUCCCCGCAGACCAGCGGUCAACAUCGAAUUCCAAGAUCUCUCAUUCUCAGUUCCUGAGGGACCAUGGUGGAGAAAGAAAGGUUACAAGACUCUUUUGAAAGGAAUCUCUGGGAACUUUACCAGCGGAGCUUUGGUGGCCAUCAUGGGACCCUCAGGGGCCGGGAAGUCUACAUUAAUGAACAUUCUGGCAGGUUAUAGGGAAACAGGCAUGAAGGGAGAAAUUCUGAUUAAUGGACAGCCCAGAGAUUUGCGAUCAUUCAGGAAAGUGUCCUGCUACAUCAUGCAGGAUGACAUGCUAUUGCCACACCUCACCAUACAGGAAGCCAUGAUGGUAUCAGCUAAUCUCAAACUCCAGGAAAAGGAUGAAGGCAGAAGAGAAAUGGUAAGGGAAAUCCUGACUGCACUUGGUUUGCUAGAAUGUGCCAAGACACGCACAUCUAACCUGUCAGGGGGCCAGAGGAAACGUUUGGCCAUUGCCCUGGAGCUCGUCAACAACCCACCUGUCAUGUUCUUCGAUGAGCCCACAAGUGGACUGGACAGUUCCUCUUGCUUCCAGGUGGUCUCACUGAUGAAAGCUCUUGCUCAAGGGGGUCGAACCGUCAUAUGCACAAUUCACCAGCCCAGUGCAAAAGUUUUUGAGCUCUUCGAUAAGCUAUAUGUCCUCAGUCAAGGCCAAUGUAUUUACCGGGGAAGAGUAUUAAGCCUAAUUCCUUAUCUGAGAGAACUGGGACUCAACUGCCCCACCUAUCACAACCCUGCAGACUUCAUAAUGGAAGUGGCCUCUGGUGAAUAUGGUGACCAGACGGCUCGACUUGUGAAGGCGGUCCAAGAGCGGAAGUGUGAAAAAGACUACAAAAGUGAAAUGAAUGGUAACGGGGUUCAUUACCCCGUCCUGUGGCACAGACCAUCUGAUGAGGACUCAUCCUUGUCUGAGGGUUGCCAUAGUUUUUCUGCCAGCUGCCUGACACAGUUUUGUAUUCUCUUCAAGAGAACCUUACUCAGUAUAAUGAGAGAUUCGGUGUUGACUCACUUGCGCAUCAUCUCUCAUCUUGGGAUUGGAAUUCUGAUCGGACUUUUAUAUCUGGGCAUUGGCAAUGAGGCCAAAAAAGUCCUUAGCAACUCUGGUUUCCUGUUCUUCUCCAUGUUGUUCCUCAUGUUUGCAGCUUUGAUGCCCACCGUUCUCACGUUUCCCCUUGAGAUGGGCGUCUUUCUGAGAGAACACCUGAAUUACUGGUACAGCCUUAAGGCAUACUACUUGGCCAAAACCAUGGCAGAUGUCCCGUUUCAGAUUUUGUUCCCAGUGGCCUACUGCAGCAUUGUGUACUGGAUGACGUCUCAACCUUCAGAUGCUGUCCGCUUCAUUCUUUUCCUGGCUUUAGGGACACUCACGUCACUUGUGGCACAGUCACUGGGACUACUAAUAGGAGCAGCAUCUACAUCAUUACAAGUAGCCACUUUUGUUGGUCCUGUGACAGCCAUUCCUGUGCUACUAUUUUCAGGAUUCUUCGUCAGCUUUGACACUAUCCCAAAAUACCUCCAAUGGAUAUCAUACAUUUCCUAUGUCAGGUAUGGUUUUGAAGGAGUCAUUUUGUCCAUCUAUGGGCUAGAUCGUGAGGACCUGCACUGCGAUAAAGAUGAGACAUGCCACUUCCAGAAGUCAGAAGCCAUUUUGAAAGAGCUGGACGUUGAAGAUGCAAAGCUCUACCUGGACUUCAUUGUGCUAGGCAUCUUCUUUGUGUCACUCCGUCUGAUUGCAUACUUUGUUCUCCGCUACAAGAUCAGUGCUGAGAGAUAGACAAGUGGAAGAAAAGAUGGAGAAAGAGAGUACUGUCGAGACUUUCAUGCCUAGAGAGGGCUAGGCAGAGAAUGCCAAAGCAGAGGGCGGUUUGUUCCCUCAAAAAGAAUCAUUGCUUUUUGUGCAGGCCCAAGCCAGGUUUUCCCACACUGGACAGAAACCUGGACAGAACUUAAAGUACAAGUAUAUAGAUGCCCAGCUUUUGCAUGCUUUUUAUAAGAAAAGACAGCUUAGAUGCAGUAGUUUUGGGACCAACAGACAAAGUAACAUUACAUAUUUGGCAGAUGCUUUCAUCCAAAGUACAAGCUACACAUUUUAACUAUACGUGCGUUGCUUGGGAAUCAAACCCAUGGCUUGGGUGUUGUUAACACCAUGCUGUACCAGUUGAGCUACAGACAUAUGAAUUCUGUUCUGGUCUACCUUGGCAUUCCCUCUACACUAUUAAAUAGUGAUCAUUCUGUUAGUAGUGGCUACUGUUCUUGUAAAAGAAAGAACUCAGAAAGCUGUCUCCACUCUUUAGGGUGCAACUGUGUUAUGAGCUGGUCUCCACAUAGUGCACCCAUCAGUGCAACCUUGCUUCAGAUUUAACUAUUACUGAGUUUUCAUCCAACAAUUUGUAUGCAAAUUUUAAAUUUGCACUUAAAUGUGCACUCAGUAUUUUUUUCCUCAUUUAAAAAGUUUUAUUUCUAAACAAAUUAAUUGUAAUUUUGAAAAAUAUGUAUAAUAUCAUGACCACUCACAUGUGAUGAAGACUCCAGUCAUAACAAUAGCCUUAUAAAUGCUGUUUUAUUCUACAUGGAGAGAGUCCCCUCAUUGGAGCUGCCAUGUUAGAAUCACAUGGCCAGCCAAUUACUGCUCACUUAUUCUCAGCAACCGCCCUCUUAUUAGACACUGUCACUCAGGGAUUAAAUUAAUGCUGGUUGACUUUGUAUUGCGGAUUUCUACAGUGGCAUCGAUAACUGAAAACUGGUGUAUUUGAAUAAUGCUGCAUCCAAGCCGCUAGGUGUCAGUGUAUGUCCAAGAUAACAUUUUUAAAAAAUUACUGAGUGCACCUUUUUAAGGAAACUUUAAUGGAAACGCUUGAUAUGUGCAUAAACAAAAAAUUUGCUUAAAAGUUUAUGUGCUAAGCAGAGGUGGAUUUUCUUGAGUUUAGCAUAAGUCAAUAUGUUCGUUAAAGGUGCUGUAAAUGAUUUUUUUAUUAAAUGACCUGCAGAAAACGUCCUUAUUACCAGUCAGAUAUCACUAAAAAAGGUGCCAUGAAAUACCACACCUGUCUCUGUAAUAGCCCUAGGCUCAUUAAACAGCGGCGAAAAGAUGUCCGCGGGAUGCAAUCAGAUCUUUUGUUUAGUUAAUCAGAAGACUUUCUGCCUGUCAAUCAUAGUGCACUUUCACAUCGCAGCCUGCACAGGGUCCUCACAAUCCACCAGAACAGUUUUUCACAUGGACAGCUGCCUAUGUAGACAGGAGGCAACGAGGCAGCUCACUAAGUUUUGAAACAGACCCAGAUUGUCCUCUCCCUGACUCAUUUCGUUGGUUAGGGAUAGUUCAUCCAAAAAUGAAAAUUCAUUCAUUGUUUACUCACACCUGUGUUGUUAUAACUCUGUAUAACUUUCUUUCUUUUUCUUAACACAAUUUCUCCCUUCUAAAGGGAUGUCAUACAAUGGCAGUUUAAACCUAAUCUAAUGUAUUAUUUAGUGAUAGGACACGAGAGCAACAGUUCACACAAACCCCCUUCGCAACAUUGGGGCAUUCAAGCGGAAACUCGUUUUGUUUAUCUAAAAACAGGUCCUUUACAGCGAUAGCAACAACAGAGUUGAGUCCGAGUCCAAAAGGGGCCGAGUCUGGACUCGAGUAGAGUCCGAAUGAAUCUUUUCAUGAAUCUGAAUUAAAAUUGUAACUGUAAACUCAACAUCAAUAUUUUAAGCUUAUUUUAAACUUCACAACUAAGAAAAACAGUUUGUCAAUAUAAACUAAGUAACUAAAAUAACUAUGAAACUAAAACACCUCUGCUGACUUAUAUAUAUGUAUUUUAUGAUUGGUAUCCUGCUGAACAAACUUUAAAGUGGAUUCAGAAUGAGAGCAUAUGCUUUAGGUGUGUGAAGACAAAAAUGUCUUUCAACACAAUUCUUAUUGCGUUCUGUUGACAUUUCAAUUAUUUGUUGCAUUUUCCCCUCCACUUAAACAUAGACUAAAGAGGGUGAAAGCUGCAUUAGUCAUUACAACCAAGGUUAUUAUGUUUUGAAUUUUAAUUUAGUUUUAUUUCUACUUCAUUUUCAAUUCAAUUUAAUUUAGUUUUAUUUAAAAUUAUCCCUAAUUAAUCCCUUGAUAAUAGUCUAUACUGAGACUUUUUUGGGAAAAUACAGUAUAUAUAAAUUAAUCAACACAGUAGUAAUUAGCACUUGCUGAGAAGUUAUGUCUCACGAUUUGACUGCAAAUGCGACAUCCAAAAACACUGGAAAAGCCCACUGAUCAUAUUAGGGCCAUGUCGUCACGGACAUGAUUUUCUAGUUAAAUUGCAGGAAAUCGCAUAAUGCAGGGCAGUUCUGCGUGCUGCUCAUGUACCUAAAUCCCUGAUGUGUCCAUGUGCGUCUCGCAGCUGCUGCUGGAGAAGAUAAAAAAAAUAAAAAAUGUACAUUUGCUUGAGCGGCAGCUGCGUUGGUCUGCAAUCAGUCUGAAAUCUUUAAAUACCAACCAAAGAAAAUUUCAUUGAGCUCUUCUUUAAUUGCAAAAACAUGGAAAAUAAUAAUUUUGAGUCAGAGAUGUAGGCUAAAAAGAGACAUGCAUAAGUUACCCGGUGGUUUACAAUAAAAAUAAAAUAAAAUAAAAAUGUAAAAUAAAAAGUACAUAAAAAAUUUAAUUAAUCUCGUAACAUGAAGUUUAGACAGAGAUGUGUUCAUUAAUUUCUGUUUUGUUAUUUAUUUAUUUUUAUAUUUCAUUGCAUCACAAAUGUCAUGGACUCCUGUGUCCCAAAGGCUCAAGUCCGAGUCCAAACUCGAGUACCCCAACUCUACUAUUUUCCAUGUUAAUCAGAGUUUUUGUCCUAACCGGCAGUGACGAGCGAUGGUACAUUCUAUUGAUCACUUGUUUUCUAUUUUCAGCAUCACGCGGGUAACUCCGUCCACUUUGAAUUGGCAUUGGUCCAAAAACUUUCCAAAAAAUAAGACUGGGCAUAGAAAUGCAUCAAUUCUUUGACUACAAACUCUUGAGACAUGUUUAGUAAGUUCUGUUCUCUGGUUUUUGUGCAGCUGUGUUGUGUUCUUUUGUGCUGUAGAGGACCUGUUUUUAGAUAAACAAAAUGAGUUUUCGAUUGAACGCCCCAACGUUGCAAGGGGGCUGCAUGAACUGUUGCUCUCAUGCCUUAUCACUAAAUAAUACAUUAGAUUUAGUUUGUUUCUCACCAAACCUUAUCGUAUGCUUUCAUAACAAUCAUGAGUCUCAUGGGAUAAUUUAUUAAACUACUGAAUUAUAUUUUUGCAUUCUUUUGAAGUUUGAAGAGGUAGUCACUAAAAACUGUCAUUGUAUGACAUCACUGAGAACAAAUUUUUUUUCACAAUUUCUCCCUUUGUGUUAAGAAAAUGAAAGAAAGUGGUGAGCAAACUAUGACUGAAUUUUCUUUUUUGGGUAAACUAUCCCUUUAACCAAUGUAAGUAUGUUGAACUGGUCGCUCGAACAAAGACAGCAAUGUAUUGAAUGUGCCACAGAGGAGAAAUCAAACUUGCAAAUGGCUUAUUAUACUUAUCUUUUGACAUUUAGCUUGCAAAACAUCUGAAAAAAUUACACACAUUACCUUUAAGGCACCAUACAACAUAUUUUAAACAAUAUAACAAUAUAUUUUAUGCCGUUAAUUAAUUGUCUAUGUAAUUGCCUAUGUAAUCAUGGUGCCACAAUAUAUGUAGUAAAUCUCAUAAACCAUCCUCAAAUACAAAUUUUGGCAGCAUGACUUUAAACUGUUCUCUGAAUUACAUUUUUAAAUGUUUGCAAAGCAAAACAAGAACCUAGGAGCAAUAUUAAACAAAUAUGUGACAGGUUUUUUGUCAUUUUGAUAACAAACCCAAAGGUUCUAAAAAACCCAAACCCUAAAAUGUUCUUCUGAAUAGUCAGAAACAUCAUUUACCAAAAAACUUCUUUAAAAAAUACUUUCUCAUUACUGUUUACUGUUCUAAAUGCCUUUGAUUUUCCUGAAUUACACAGCUUCCAAGGUAAUGUUAGUAAUCAUCAAGGAUCUCACAAAGAUUUGUUCAUUUAUCUGGCAUACUAACAGUGUAUCACCCAAACUUCUUUUAACCACAUUACAGGGUCACGGUCAUUGAUGAAUGCUAUUUUGUUUGUUGACAUCUAUGCACCAUUUCGUGGUUUCUGGUUCUGUGACAAUCAACAUGUUUGUAUUUAACUGCAAAGUCAAUGCAAAAGUGAAAAUGAAGCAGAAUUUUAUUUAUUAUCUGUGUUUUUUGUAUUAAAUGUGAAAAUUUGUGAAUCCUUAGAAAACUCUGAGCUAGGUCCCCAGAGCAUUAUUCAAUUGUUGCAGGCACAAUGUGAAUGCUGAGCUGUAACUCAAGUGUAAUGACCAUUAUAAUUAUACACCAAACCUUUGCUGUGGAAUUUGAUGCGGAAAUUGAUGCAGUCUGUGUUUUGAAAAAUGUUUGAUAGAUAUUUUACCUAUAUUCUGUUGGAAGAGCAUUUCUAUUUAGAAUGUGGGACAGUUUAAAACAAAAUUAUAAUAAAAUAUUUAUAAAUA